ACAGGUGAGCAGAUUGUACAUUAGUGGUGUUGCUGUCUUCAGCUGCUUCUCCUCAUGGGAUCCUAGUUCAGCUUGAGCCCAAACUACUGCUGCUAAUCCCACCAGAGCAGAGGAAGAGGAUCUGCUGUGUACACACACCUGAGAGGACGAGCAGCAGUUGGCCCUGCACCAUGGACUUCAUCUUCCAGUUGCUGUUUUCCCCUCUCCCGACCCCGGCCAUCAUCUCACUGUUUGCGGUCGGUGCAGCAACCUUAUUCUAUCUCAACUUAAGGCCCAGUCCCCUCCGAAGCCCAGCUGAUCUCAACUGCCAGACUGUGGGCAUCAAGGGUGGUGCAAGAAAGGUUGCCUUGUUGGAGGAUAACAACAACCUGACGUCAUUUUUCUAUAGUGAUGCCAAGACCCUGUAUGAGGUUUUUCAAAAGGGUCUGAAGGUGUCAGGUAAUGGACCAUGCUUGGGCCACAGAAAACCAGGAAAACCGUACCAGUGGCUGAAGUACAAACAGGUGUCUGACAGAGCGGAGCACCUGGGGUCAGGGCUCCUUCAUAGAGGUCUGAAGCCAAACUCAAACACAUUUAUUGGCAUCUUUGCUCAGAACAGACCUGAGUGGAUUAUUGGUGAACUGGCAUGUUACACCUACUCCAUGGUAGCAGUUCCCCUGUACGACACGCUGGGUCCUGAGGCUCUUGUGUUCAUUAUCGACCGAGCUGAGAUCUCAACAGUGCUCUGUGACAAUCAGAAGAAAGCAGAAAUUUUGCUGCAGAACCGAGAGAAAGGCCAGACUUCAGUCCUAAAAACCAUCAUCAUCAUGGACUCUUUUGACCCUGAGCUGCUUGAGCGGGGAGCAAAGUGCAGGGUGGACAUUGUGUCCAUGCAGGACGCUGAGGCAGUGGGGAAAAGUAAUCUUCAAAAGCCAAUUCCACCGAAGCCGGAGGACCUCAGCAUUGUCUGCUUCACCAGUGGCACUACAGGAAAUCCCAAGGGAGCAAUGUUGACCCAUGAGAAUGUGGUCUCCGAUGCUGCUGGUGUCCUCAGAAUCUUUGAGACAUCAGUUGUUCCAUGCACCCAGGACAUCAGCAUUUCUUUCUUGCCUUUAGCCCACAUGUUUGAGAGAGUUGUUCAGACAGUUGUUUACGGUACCGGUGCCAGGGUGGGCUUCUUCCAGGGCGACAUCCGACUGCUGCCAGACGACAUGAAAACCCUACAGCCCACCAUUUUUCCAGUGGUGCCUCGCCUUCUUAAUCGUGUCUAUGACAGAGUUCAGAGCGGAGCCAAGUCUCCUUUCAAGAAAUGGCUGCUGAACUUUGCUGUAGAGAGCAAGUAUGCUGAGGUGAAGGAGGGCAUCGUCCGGAAGAACAGCAUAUGGGACAAACUCAUCUUUAACAAAAUCCAGGAGUCCCUCGGGGGGCGUGUGCGGAUCAUGGUGACAGGAGCAGCACCCAUAUCUCCAUCUGUUCUCAACUUCCUAAGGGCUGCUCUGGGCUGCCAGAUCUUUGAAGGAUAUGGUCAGACAGAGUGUGCAGCUGCCUGCACCUUCACCAUGCCAGGAGAUGCAACUUCUGGACAUGUUGGUGUGCCUCUGCCUUGUAACAUUGUGAAGUUGGUUGAUGUUGAAGAAAUGAACUACUUUGCCUCAAAUGGUGAAGGGGAGGUCUGUAUGAAGGGUAAAAAUGUGUUUAAGGGCUAUUUAAAAGACCCAGAGAAGACUGCAGAGGCCUUGGAUAAAGAUGGCUGGCUACACACUGGAGAUAUAGGAAAAUGGCUUCCGAGUGGAGUCUUGAAGAUUAUCGACCGCAAGAAAAAUAUCUUCAAGCUGGCUCAAGGGGAGUACAUAGCACCAGAGAAGAUUGAAAAUGUUUAUGUACGCAGUGGACCAGUGGCUCAGGUGUUUGUGCAUGGAGACAGUCUACAGUCCUGCCUGGUUGCCAUUGUGGUCCCUGACGCUGAGAUUCUGCCAGGUUUUGCAAAAAAUCUGGGCUACCAAGGCUCCAUUGAAGAACUCUGCAAAAACACAGAAAUUAAGAAAGCCAUCAUUUCAGACAUGACCAAACUUGGAAAAGAAGCAGGUCUUAAGUCCUUUGAGCAGGUAAAAGAUGUGCACCUCCAUCCUGAGCUUUUCACCAUCGAGAAUGGCCUUUUAACUCCCACCCUCAAGGCCAAAAGGGCCGAGCUCAAAGCUCUGUUCCAACCACAGAUUGCUAAACUUUAUGCCAGCAUCCAAUAAAUGGAAUAAAACC
Melanotaenia boesemani (Boeseman's rainbowfish) is the source of this 2235-nucleotide messenger RNA. It is a transcript of the gene acsl5, whose product is annotated as acyl-CoA synthetase long chain family member 5. The coding region runs from base 171 to 2222 and encodes 683 amino acids. Gene Ontology annotation, biological process: long-chain fatty acid metabolic process. Gene Ontology annotation, cellular component: mitochondrion; endoplasmic reticulum; membrane. The transcript is spliced from 22 exons. Lineage: Eukaryota; Metazoa; Chordata; Actinopteri; Atheriniformes; Melanotaeniidae. The record is from RefSeq and is a predicted model, not a curated record. Gene Ontology annotation, molecular function: arachidonate-CoA ligase activity.